Messenger RNA from Canariomyces notabilis, 683 nucleotides. Its product is annotated as ribosomal protein L17. The record is from RefSeq and is a predicted model, not a curated record. Gene Ontology annotation, molecular function: structural constituent of ribosome. Bases 147 to 683 code for a protein of 178 amino acids. Gene Ontology annotation, cellular component: ribosome; mitochondrial large ribosomal subunit. NCBI's taxonomy places the organism in Eukaryota, Fungi, Ascomycota, Sordariomycetes, Sordariales, Chaetomiaceae. Gene Ontology annotation, biological process: translation. The transcript is spliced from 2 exons.
AAGAUUGGAGCUCCGUGCUCAAUCGCGGCAUCGCCAGCAACCAGCCCCAAGCCGACUACAGCCCAGGCAGAGAGACCUCAACCCUUCCCAGCAGACCCAACUUCUCGCAGCGGCUCACUGAUCGGUCCAUUUUCAAUCAACUCACAAUGGCCGGCGGUUUAGUAAAAUACCGUCACCUCAGCCGCGACUCUGCGCACCGACAAGCGCUCCUCCGCAACCUGGUCACCUCGCUCAUCCGCAACGAGUCGAUCCACACAACAUGGGCCAAGGCCAAGGAAGCCCAGCGACUGGCCGAGAAGCUCAUCACGUUUGCAAAGAAGAACAAUGAGACGGCGCGGCGGAAAGCCCAAGGGAUUCUCUACACACCGCACGAGUUAAUGCCCAAACUCUUUGGCGAGAUCCGCGACCGGUACCUGAACCGGCCCGGAGGCUACACGCGCGUGUUGCGGACGGAACCCAAGAGCACCUAUGACCAGGCUCCGAGCGCCAUCCUGGAACUGGUCGACGGGCCCAAGGACAUGCGCUUCGCCAUGACGGCGGCGACGGUGGCGCGCGACCGCAAGCUGGGCAAGAGCCACACGGACCUGACGCAAAAGAACAUCGCCAAGGUGACGCGGUACCGACAGGAGGGGCGCGAGGAAUUCGAGAAGCUGGUCAACAAGAUCGAGGACAUGGGGCUGUAA